UUUGGUGCGACAAAAAUGUGUCCGGUCUAGUGGUAUCUGUCGGUUGCUGUAGUUAGAGCCAUGAGCAUGCGCAAUUUAGUUUCUUUUCAAAGAGCAAUGGCGUUGUCCUUUGCAGUUUACGGGUUACAUGCGAGGGGAAGGGGUAUCCUGGUGAACUGUUUUCAGAACAUCGAUACAUUUCUUUGUAGGUGUAUUGGUACAAACGCAGUUGUUGCGCGAAAUGAGGCAACUCGAAAGGACGAGACUGAUGAAAAGGAUGAACGCAAGCCUUUACAUGCUGUCCGGGUAGAGAGACAAGAACAAGCAGAGAGAUCGGUUCUCAUAAGCUGCCACUCCGGAACCAAUGAGAAAAAAUUUCUCAAGUAUUUAUCAAGGCAUGGAGUUAUAAAAAAGUACUUCUUUUAUGAAAGCUAUGGUGUUUAUGCUGUGGUGGAGUUUGCCAACCGGGAAAGUGUUGCCUCAUUAUUUGAAGAGGCCACCAUCCCAAGCGUCAGCAAUGAUUCCAUAGUGCCUUUUAAAUCGAGACUGCUGUCACUGAGGAAUCUCAGUUCAGUGGACUCACUAAACAAGCAGUCAGACUACCAGUGCCAACCACAAACCACUAUUCCUAUCAAUGAACUCAUACAGAAACUGUCCAGAGAGGAGAGUAUAGACCACCAGAUGACUUCCCUGACAGAAGCCUAUCAGCUAACAGAGGAAAACAGCAGGCUGCGUUUUCUGGUCUGCUCUCUGCUUAAGGACAUUGCAGUUGCUUAUUUCCCAGAAUGUACCAUCAAGCCAUUUGGCUCAUCGGUAAAUGGCUUUGGAAAGCUGGGCUGUGACCUGGACAUGUUUCUAGACUUGGAUGGCAUCCAUGGAUGGAAUGUAAAGAUGCCAAAAUCAGGUCUGUCCCUGGAGUUCCAGAUGAAAAGGGCCAACUCGGAGCGGGGUGUCACCCAGAGCAUCCUGUCCGUUGUUGGGGAGUGUGUGGACCAGUUUGAACCUGGGUGCGUUGGAGUGCAGAAGAUUCUCAACGCUCGAUGCCCCCUAGUCCGUUUUUCCCACCAGCCCUCUGGCUUUCAGUGUGACCUCACAGCCAACAACAGGGUGGCAAUGAAGAGUACAGAGCUGCUCUACUUGUACGGAGAGCUGGACCCACGGGUGCGAAGCCUCGUGUUUACUGUGCGCUGCUGGGCCCGAGCACACAGCAUUACCAGUAGCAUCCCCGGGGCCUGGAUCACUAACUUUUCCCUCACCAUAAUGGUGCUGUUCUUCCUGCAGACGAGGAGACCCCCCAUCAUCCCCACACUGGACCACCUUAGAGAACUCGCAGGUCCCGCGGAUAAGAGUGUGAUUGAGGGGAAUGACUGCACCUUUGUCAGCGACUUCAGCAAGAUCCAGCUCCAGACCAACACAGAAACACUAGAGCGGCUGCUGUGUGAAUUUUUUGAUUUCUAUGCCACCUUUGCAUUCAGCAAGAUGUCCAUAAAUAUCAGAAAGGGCAAAGCUCAGAACAAACCAGAGGUGGCCCCGCUCCAUAUCCAGAACCCCUUUGAAACCUCUCUGAAUGUCAGUAAGAACGUCAACACCACCCAGCUGCAACGCUUUGUGGCAUUGUGUCAGGAGAGCUCCUGGCUGCUCCACCAGAGUGAAAGCAACAUGCCCAGAGAUGGAGAGACUGCUACACCUUGGGGACUGGCUACUCUCCUCCUUCCCUCACAGGUUACAGGCAUCAAAAGUUGCAAAAAACGGAGACAAGAGCCAGCCAGUGAGAGGAUCAGGAGCUUGUUAGAAUCACUGAAAGGGUACAAAUCUUCAAAAUAAGAACUAAGGCACUUUGGAACUCUUAGAAACAAGCUCCAUUUUGAUCUUAUUACUUUGUCUCAUGCACUAGUGUUCCUGUCUUGCCUCACCAGGGAGGGUGAGGAAAUCAGGAGCACCUUCUGCAGUGGUUACAUCUACUGGACUGUAGUUCCCAACAUGAACAAUGGAGGGUGUUGCUGAGGCAUGAAUGUUUUGUCUUGCAUAAGGGAGUGAUAACUAUAUACUUUGCUCUAGAUCCACCUACUCUGUUGUAAAUAAAGGGAAUAUUGUGGAAACAAUGCAGGUCCUGCCAGAUGAUCAUGUAUGGCUGCAGACUGGAGAUUCACAGGUUUAUUAAUUCACAAUGUCUUGUACAUGGAUAUUAUAAUACAGAUUAUCAACAUUGUUUACGCUUCAGACAAAACCAGUAUACAAAUAUUCUGUUUUGUUAAUAUCACAAUAUGGAUUAAAUAAUUAAGAUUUAUUGUGAACUAAAAACAUGGGUUGGUUGUUAUGUGGCCCAAAACUGACAAAAGGCA
Molecule: messenger RNA, 2321 nt
Organism: Monopterus albus (swamp eel)
Lineage: Eukaryota; Metazoa; Chordata; Actinopteri; Synbranchiformes; Synbranchidae
Gene: mtpap
Product: mitochondrial poly(A) polymerase
Exons: 9
Coding region: 61-1803 (580 amino acids)
Biological process (GO): RNA 3'-end processing
Cellular component (GO): mitochondrion
Molecular function (GO): poly(A) RNA polymerase activity
Source: RefSeq, a predicted model, not a curated record